GUCAGUCGUUUUUCCGAGAAAAAGAAAGCAUCUGCGAGUGAAAAUUGCUGAUUUGUCCCGGUGUGUGCAAUAGAUUGUGUCUGUCUGGAAAAACAUCCAGAAACUUGUCCUCCGCUCUGUCGUAUACAAUUUUUAUCAGCCGUUUAACCAUCGUUGCCUCACUUUGAAUUGUUUAUUACCGUCGUUGAUCCACCGGUGUACCGUACAAAAGUGCAUCCCUUACAGGGUAAAAAAUCCUUUCCAGUGAAACACCCUUUCAGCAUCCGUGGGUAGUGAAAGAGAAGGACUUCGAAAACGCACUGCGACGGAGCAGUCUGAACGAGACAGCGUACGGUGACGACACAGAAACACACGCACAUAUACACCGGCAACAGCGAGAGAAAAAUGUCUGGCAACGGUGGCGAAACAUUCGUUGUGCUUCCGCCGUGCACGGAAUCCGAUCGGAAGCAGAUCAUUUUCGGACGCAACGGUUCGGGAUCAACCGAGCACGUUACGGAGGUCGUCUUUCUGCCAGCUACGGAUGGAAGUGAAACAAUCACUCUUCCAAAUGGUUGCACGAUCGAGGGAGUACCUAGCUUCGGAGUGAUCCUCAAUAAACCGGGUGGCAGUUGGGGUGCGGAAAGUGGUUCUAACGAAAAAGCUGUCACGAUUGGACUGUCCUAUAGUGAGGGAUCCGGUGAGGAAGGUAAGGUAUCACCGGUGGAUCUGGUCCGGCUAGGACUCGAGCGUAGUGAUAGUGCGCCCAGUGCCAUCGACAAGCUGGUGGCGUUCGUCGAACAACACUGUCCGGAAGAUCGAAAUGCACUGAAGGCUGCAUUGGUAGUAUGUGAUCCGUCAGCCGUUUGGUUGCUAAACGUAGCCGGCCAGUUUUGGGCGGCAAAGCAGGUACAAGACAGUAGCAUAGCGUUAGCCGCAACAGGUCUUACAAUCGGAACUGACUUCGAUCGUAGUUCGGACGAUCUUGCAUCGAAAGCGCAGGCGGCGGGUGCGUGGGAUGGUGCCGGUGAGUUUAGCUUUAGUGAAGCAUUCGGAGGUACUCCGGCCACUGCAGCCGUUCGUUCGUGGCCGGCUAAUGAACCGGGAGUGGAGGGAGCAUUUGGGUUAAAGCAAAUGUUUGAAUGCCUUCGUGCGGUAGGUACCGACCCUCCGACCGGUUCGAGCCAGGUGUCAGUGUUGAGUGGGGAAGGUAAGCUGGCUUGUCAUUGGUUCACGGCAACACCACAAGUCGGUGAGUCGGUAUUUAAACCAUUCAUAUUUACGGCUGGGGCCAAAAUUUCACCCUUAACUCGGGUGCCGGACGGUGAAACACACACGCUGCUGCAUCGGCUGCAUAGCAACCGGAAGUGGGAGCUGGUCGGUAGUUUGCUUAGCUCGCUUGAAGCAACCUGCAUGGACGAGGUAAACCGUUUUCUCAGUGAACACUCGGGCGAAGCAAGCCAUGAGCUGGACGAACUAAUGAAAGACUGCGUCGAGGCGGAGGUGAAGUUCUAUCGCUAGAGCGGCUAGAACGUUCCCACUCGUACUCGCACAAAUCGGUAAAAUGAACACGAAGGGCGAACCGUUACCGUGCUUGUCUCAGUUGUACGAGGUGGAUCACUAUUGGCUAAUGAGCUAAUAAGGAUAACUAUUGACCUAGUGAUAUGCGAAGAUGUACCAAGUAAUCUUUAUUUCUCAAUUUUUCUUACGAAACCUAGUGGAACUGAGACAUAUGCGGAACGAAACACGCUACCGUAUAGAACAGUACUGUACUGCUGCGAUAUAAUAACAUUUAACUAUAGAAAACCCGGUAAGCCUUACCGUCGUUUCCAGCUCAGUGAAACAUAAGGAGACCGUUUUUACAUCAUGUGAUUAUUUUUCUUUAUUCCUCGUGUGCGCGUUUGAUGUGUGUUCUUUAUAUGUUGGUAGUUUUGUUGAUCAUUAUUUUAUACGCUUGUGCUUUUGUCAGAUUUUUCCUUUUGUUACAGAUCUCAAAGGCUAAUUACAUUUUCUUAUCAUAGCAUUAAGGAUUUCGAUUUGCAGAUGCAUAGCACUCGAACUGGAAAUUUCUAUUGUUUUUGCCAAUUCCUAUGCGAACCCCAGAAUUGCAACGCAAUGAUCAGUAUUCACAUUCCCUCAACUCAUUCUCCUUCAUAGCAUGGGAAAAUAGAAUUCUUGUACUAAAUUCAGGAUAUCGUUUAAAAUCGACAAGCCAAAAGUGUAACGGAUGUUGUUAAUUUAAGUAAGAAAUCAAGAUUUCAUAAAAAUCAAGUAUUUAUCUUGUCCCGCAUGGAUUGAGAAGACUUGCAACGUGUGCUACAAAAAAGCUUAAUCUUGUGUUGCAUUGCAGGUGUGUUGUACGCUAAUUUAUCCUAAAAGGAUGUUAUGUGUGAGUGUGUUUGAAUGUAUGUUUGGCGCAGAUAAAGGACAACGAUAUCAAAUCGCAUGGCGAAAGCGCGAAACCUGCAUUUGGCUUUAUUUUGAAAUCAUAACAGCAUAAACAUGAUGUUCGAUCGGUUGCUUUAUCCGCAAAGUAUGUACGCAUUCCGUUAGAUAAGUUUGGAAAGCAUUCACACACACACACACUCCAUUGAUUAACACUAUGAUUUCAGUCAAAUAAUUAAUAAUAGACUGCAGCCCAAUACCCAGUGUAGCGCUGCUAACGGCACGCCCAACUCAAUUCAAAACAUUCACUCUCUAUUGACUCUUAGUAAUGGAAAACGAAAACCUAGUUAUUCGCAUAAUAAUAUUCAUACACUCGUAAAGAAAAACGGCUUGGCACAGUAUAUGAAACGCGCAAAGCCCGCUAGGAACGUGGAAGACGCUAGAGCCAAACGAUUAAGGCAGCGAAAAGUAGUAAGAAAAGCAUAUGCAAAAAAAAAACAAGGUCAACAUUCAAUAGAAAUCAAUACAAUAGCGAUGCAAUCAGGUUUUUUGGCUUGAAAGAUUUCAACACGGGACAGAAUGAUAAUGCAUAAAACAUACAUUUAUCAAUAAUAUAUUCAAGGCGGACUAUGAUGACCGGAUACGCUAAUAUGUGAUCGUGUGAAGCAACAACAAGAUCGUCUUCGUAAUGAACCAAAUAAUAAUAAAGAAGAACUAUGUUUACCAGAAUCAAAACGAAUGGAA
Messenger RNA from Anopheles funestus (African malaria mosquito), 3105 nucleotides. Its product is annotated as secernin-2. The record is from RefSeq and is a predicted model, not a curated record. Bases 385 to 1497 code for a protein of 370 amino acids. The transcript has 2 exons. Gene Ontology annotation, molecular function: dipeptidase activity; cysteine-type exopeptidase activity. Gene Ontology annotation, biological process: proteolysis. NCBI's taxonomy places the organism in Eukaryota, Metazoa, Arthropoda, Insecta, Diptera, Culicidae.